Messenger RNA from Plectropomus leopardus (leopard coralgrouper), 9458 nucleotides. RefSeq names its product centromere protein F (gene cenpf). Gene Ontology annotation, cellular component: nucleus; spindle pole; chromosome, centromeric region. The record is from RefSeq and is a predicted model, not a curated record. NCBI's taxonomy places the organism in Eukaryota, Metazoa, Chordata, Actinopteri, Perciformes, Serranidae. Gene Ontology annotation, biological process: metaphase chromosome alignment; mitotic cell cycle; regulation of G2/M transition of mitotic cell cycle. Gene Ontology annotation, molecular function: transcription factor binding; protein homodimerization activity; microtubule binding.
UUGAAUUUUUCAACGAGAACAACCCAAACAGUCAAAGGGGGAUAAAGGAGCAUCGCGCCCAAAGUUUUAAACCAUGAGCUGGGCGGUGGAGGAGUGGAAGGAUGGACUUCCAGGGAAGGCCCUGCAGAAAAUCCAGGAGAUGGAAGUCCAGCUGGACAAACUGAAGAAGGACAGGAACCAGAAACAGUUUCAGCUGGACUCUUUAGAGGCUGCCCUGCAAAAACAGAAACAAAAAGCGGAGAGUGAACGUAAUGAGACCUCUGCUUUGAAAAGAGAGAACCAGUCUUUAGUAGAGUCUUGUGAAGCUUUGGAGAAAGCUCGUCAGAAGGCCGUCCAUGACCUUGGAGUCAAAGAGCAACAGGUGAGCUACCUGGAAGGUCAGCUUAAUUCCUGCAGGAAGACAAUAGAGCGGCUGGAGCAGGAGCUCAAGAAGUACAAAAAUGAACUGGAUCGAUCACAGCCUGCUGGCUCUUCUUCCUUGUCAUCCUCCUCCUCUGAGCUUCAACCCUACAAUACUCCACAGAAAACUUUUGCUACCCCGGCUCAGGUCCCAGUCCACCGACAGCAGGAUAACAGGCUAGAUGAGCUUCAGGAGAAAUACAACCAGGAAGUGGAAGAAAGAAAAAGGCUGGAGACUGAACUCAAAGUCCUGCAGGUCAAAAUGUUGAAUCAGUCCUCAGUCAGUGUAAGUCACAAGGACAUUGCUGCCCGCCAAGCUGGGUCUUCAAUAUUCCCAUGGCAACAGCAGGAUCAGGCACACAGCCGUCAGUCUCAGGAUGCAAUUGAAACGCCUCUGAAGAGGCGCGGUGCAUCCCUGUGGGACGCCCAUGAGGAGACGCCUAUUAAAACCAGCCAGCGGAUGAGCUCAAACAGAGCAGUGCAAAGUCCCUGUGGAUCCUCCCAACAGAUGGAUCAGCUGAAGACCAUUAACCAAGAGCUGCGUGGCCGUGUGUCAGAGCUGGAGAGGAAUCUGUCCACUCAGGAGAAGGAAAUUCGUAGCCAGGCCUCCAAGCUGCAGGAACUACAAACCCAACUGAACCAGGCCCGGAAAGAGCUGACAGAACGGGACAGAGACCUAGCCAAGACCAGCCACGAGCUGAAUCAGGCCACAGACAAACACCAGCAGGUUGUGGCUAAGUGUUCAUCAGUUGAGCAGAAACUGAAACAAGUCUCAGAGGAGAUGAGCUGUCAGAGGCACAACGCUGAGAGCUGCAAACGAGCCCUGGAGCAGAAACUCAAGGACCAAGAGAGAGACAGUCAAAAGGAGCUAGCCCAGCUGCAAACUUCUCACAAGGCUUUGGAACAGCAGCUGGACCAGACCAGAACCAAACUUACUCAAGAGAUCCAGCAGUCCAAAAAAGACCACAACAUGCUGCAGGCUGACAUGGAGAAGAUGUGCUUCCAGAAGAGUCAGAUGGAGAAGGAGGUGGAGGAGCAGAAACAGAAACUGCUAAGGUCAGAGCAGAGCCUCCAGGCCACCCAGACCAAAGAGCAGGACCUCCGCAAGAAAAUGGAGGAGCUUCAGAGAGAGAAGAAUAGUGUGACUGUCCAGUUGGACCAGAGCAGCAGGCGUCUUAAUCAGCUGGAGGAAGAGAAGAAAAGCGCAGACCAGAGCCUCAAACGCACCCAGGGGUUACUAGAUGACCUCAAAGCAAAAUCCGAAGGACAGACGGAGGAGCUGAAGAGACUGCAGUCCAAACUGGAGCAGCAGACUCAGGCUUCGUCCCGGGAUCUGGAAAACUUAAAGAAGAUGCUUUCUGAUGCAGAGACCAAAAAUGACAGAUCUCAGAGUGAACUGCAGAAACAGAAGCAAGAGACAGAGAAGCUGACUAACAGGUUGACGGUGAUGGAGAAGGAGUGCCAAGAGCUGAAAUCCAGUCUCAGUGUGAGUCAGACUGAGAGUAAGGAACUGAGACAAGAACAUCAGGCUCUGCUGGAGUGGAAAAACGAAAAGGAGACCUUGAUUAAUGAAACUGAGGCCAUGCAGAAAGACUUCACUGACAAAAUUAUCAACUUGGAGAAAAGUCUUGCCUCCCUGAAUGAGGCUAAUGAUGAAGUUAAGAAGCAGCUCAUGAGUGUGGAAGGAGACAAGGCCAGUCUGUCUGCUCACAUAGAUGCCUUGAAGGGAGAACUCCUCAACAAGAGCACAGAGUUGGAGGAGAGGGAGCAUCAGUAUAAUGAGCUCCAGUCUAAAUUCUCCGAGGCCGGACAGAAGCACAUCAAAGACCUGGAGAAUGUGGCUGUGCAAGUGGCUCAGCUUGAACUACAGGUCAAAGCUCUGGAGUUGCGGUUGCAAAAGGAAAUAGCUCGAGCAGAGCAGGCUGAGAGGACCAACACAGAGCUGCAGGAGGAGCACCAGGCAGCCUGCGACCUGGUUCGCUCUAAAGACCAGCUGGUCGAAUUGGGCCAAGCAGAGAUCAGCCAGCUGAGGGAGAGCCUGGUUCAGGCUACAACUCAGCAAGAGGAGCAAACUGCCAGGUUGGCAGAGGAGAAGGCUGCUCUGCUGAAGCAGUGUGAGGAGAGGGUUUCAGCAAAGGCUGACGAAAAUGAGCAGCUCAAACUGCAGCUGGAGGAGACUCAGCAAGAGCUGCUGCUCACCAAAAACCAGGUCAGUUCCACGGAUCAGUUCCUGAAGAUGCAGGAGCAACUGGGAGCUGAGCUGCAGAGACAAAUUAAGACGCUGUCAGACAGUGAAGAAGAACUCAAAAAGAUGCAUGAGAGGAAAUCAGAAGAGUUCAAGGAAUUAGAGGAGGAGCUGAAGGAUCUGCAAAGUGACACAGAAGAGAAGGAGAAGCAACUUAGUGAGGCAGAAGUUCAGAUUUUGUCUUUGGAGAAACAAAACUCUGAGUUGGAAAUUACUGUUCAAGAGAUGAACAAAAGGGCUGAGGACCUCCAGCAGGCUCACAGUGAGAAGAUCAACCUACUUCUGGAGCAGAUAUCUUCCUUAGAAGAAGAGCUGGCUGCAAGCAAAUUUGUAGCAGAGAAGCUUCCAGUCUUGCAGAAUGAACUGGAUGUGGCCAACCAGUCCCUUGCUGACCGUAAAGAGCAUCUAGAUGCUCUUGAGAAGACUCUCUCCUCCACUAAUGAAAUCAAGUCCAACUUGGAGAACACCCUGACAGAGAAACUUGAUCUGAUCUUAAAUAUGGAGAAAGAACUCAAAGAGCUCACAGAGAAGAUGAGCAGAGAGUCAGAGAAUCAUGCUUUGGAGGUUGAAAGCUUCCUCAACAAAGAGAAGAUCCUCAAAGAGAAGCUUGAAGCCGCCAAGAAAUCAGCAACUGCUGCUAAAACGGAAUCCAGUUCUAAACGGGAAGCGAUCAGGACCAUGAAAACGACACUGACGGCUGCUUCACAAGGCUUAGAAGAGAGAGACAACACGAUAAAGAGUCUGAAAGAGAAGCUCAAUGAAGCAGAGGCAGAGCAGACCAAAACGUCAAAUCUUCUUAAGGAGAAGGUGGUUGCCAUGAACAAAAUCAAGGUGCAGCUUGAGAUGCUGCAAAUGGACCUGGAGGACAACGAGACAGCCAUGAACUCUUUUGACAGUCAGGUGGAGGAGCUGAAGGGAACCAUUGAGUCAUUGGAAGCUCAGCUGGCUCACAACCGAACACAGAUGUCUGACAUGGAGGCCAAGCUGGAGGACAGCAAAACCCAGGUCUCUGUCUUGGAGUCGCGGUUAGAGGAGGUUCAAUCUCAGAACUCUGUGCUGGAGACACAGUAUGUCACAGCUCAGGAGGAGCUGAUGGAGAGGAGCUGUGAAAUAACUCGUCUGGAAGAGGAGGCUGUUAAUCAAAAACAGCUGGAGGAGAAUAUUGCUACUUUAGAGUCUAAACUCAGCCAGACCACAGAAGAAAAUGUCAAGUUAGAGAAAACUCUCAAGCAGAUAAUCGUGGACAAAGACAAUGAUCUUAACCACUUGAAACAAGAGAAAAACAACCUCGAGUCUACGCUGAAGCAGUUAACAGAGGACAAAGAGCAACUGGAAAGUGAGAUGAUUCAAGUAAAUGCAGCGAAGAAACAGCUGGAAGCCAGUCUAGACGAGCUUUCUGAGGAGAUCAAGCGACUGCAGACCAACAUUCAGCUGUUAACUGAAGAAAAGCUGAACAUUGACCAAAUGGCACGAGAAAAACAGGAAGCUGAAUCAACCCUCAGACAGGUCAUCGAGGAGAAAGCCCAACUAGAUGUUAUUCUCAAUCUGUUAAACGAGGAAAAAGUCAAACUUGAGGCUCAACUAAGUGAGAUAACCUCCGAGAAAAAUGACUCUGUUGCUAUCUUGAAUCAGGUAGGUGAGGAAAAGCUUCAGCUGGAAGUUAACUGUAAUCAGCUGGCUGAAGAGAAUAUCAAACUACAGUCAAGUGUGAGCCAAGUCACUGAGGAGAAGCUGCAGUUACAAGAAAGCAUAGAGAGGCACAAAGCGGAGGUGGCUUCACUUCAUGAGCAGCUAGAAAUGAGGGACAAGAGGACCGAGGAGGAGGACAGAGAGAGGAGCCAACGGUUUGAGGCGGAGCAGGCAGAACUGCAUCAGAAGUUAGCGUCCUUACAGAGCGAGCUGACCGUGUUCAAGCAGCAGUACGACACACUGCUGGAGCAGGUGGGCCGACAACACGGCCUCAUACAGCAGCUCUCAGAAUCACAGGGAGCCCAGAAGCCAGGAGAAAAAAUCUGCUAUAUGGAGAGUGAGGAGACAGGGAUCGUUGCAGAAGCAGCAGGACAGACUGAUAUCGAGCCAACACUUGACACAAGCACCAAUACUAAGUCCCUUACAGUAAAUGAACAGCUGUGCCCCAUGGUGUGUGAACUGGGUGAACUUUCUCACCAGUCCGAAGAGGACUUCAGUGAGACGAAGCUGGUGUUAAAAGAGGACAUCAGUGAGCAAGAGACGAUCCAGGAUGACCUGGCAGAGGGGAGGGAGGAAACAUCGGGUAAUGAGGAGCAGCAGCACCACCAUCAACAGCAAGCCUUAGAUCAGCUUCCUGAGGACAGUGGCAGUCCCAGAGACGUUCCUGAAAAUAAAUCAGAAACCUCUGAGCUUUCUCUACCAUUAGCCUCCGUUGGUGAGACCAGACAGUCCGAAUCCUCUGUGACAGAGUUGUCCCAGGUACAAGAUGACCUCAACCACUUCACUGAAAUGAUCCAAAAACAAGAACUCCAGGCCCUGCGCUCAGAGUUUGACCUGCUGAGGGCCGACCUCGCACUCAGAAUGGAGUUGACCUCUGAACUCAAAGUCCAAGUUCAAGACUUAGAAAAGAAAGUUUGUGCAGCAGAGGAGCAGGCACAGGGUGCAGCACACAAGCUGAACGUUGCUUUGGAUGAAAAGAAAGUCAUUGCUGAUCAGCUGGCUCGGCUGUCAGAGGAGAGGGAGACAUUAACACUGCAGCUGCAAACGGCUAAAUUCCAGCUGUCGGAUGUUAUGGAGUUAAUGGAAGGACUGGAGAUGGCCAAAGGUGGAUGGGAUGAGAAAUUCCUUCAGCAGGAGAGUGAGCUGAAGAGAGUUCGCUCAGAGAAAGCCAACCUAGAGCAGCACAUCCUGGGCAUGGAGACCGAUCUGGAAACGUUGCAGGGCGAGAGGACCAAACUCACUGAUGAGCUGGAGACCCAGAGGAGGACUUGUUCAGGCAUGGAGCAGCAGAUAGAAACACUCAUCACAGAGACAACCCAGCUGAGGUCUGAACUUGUGUCCUGCACUGAGGAACGAGAUGACCUGAACCAGUCUUUGGGCCAAUGGAGGGAAAAAGUUCACAGUCUGGAGAAGACUAACUGUGACACCAGAAACCUAAUUACCAUCCUGGAGGAUGACAUCAGAGCAGGGAGGAAGGAGUAUGAAGCUCUGCAAAACAGCAUGGAAAAACUGAAGACAGAGAAGCAACAGCUGUUGGAGCAGAUUAAGGCACUGGAGCAGGCAAUAUCCCAACAGAGUGGAGAAAAAGAGGAGCUUAUGGGGCAGCUUGACAAGAUCAAAGAAGACCGAACCUCGGCCAGUCAGAGCACUGAGUCCAUGGUUGGCAAGAUACAGGCUUUAGAGGGAGAAGUGUGUCGUCUCUCGCAGUCUCUGGAGUCCUCUCUACUGGAAAAAGGAGAGAUUGCCUCUCGUCUGAACUCCACACAGGAUGAGGUCCGACAGAUGAGGACUGGUAUUGAAAAGCUCCAGGUCCGCAUUGAGUCGGACGAGAGGAAGAAAAAGAAGAUGGGAGAGCUGCUUAAAGCUGCCCAGAGGAAGUCUGACUCACUGCAAGAAUGCAUUGAUGCCCUGGAGCGUGAGAAGGAAGACACAGAGCAAAGUCUUGAGGAAGCUGUGCUGCAGGCUGAAACAGCCAAAGCUGAACUGGAGGAGGAAAGGGAAAAGGUGGAAGAGGAGAAGAGAGAGCUCGGCGAGAAACUAUCAGAGCUCUCAGCCACGCUGGACAGCCUGAAAUCUGAGAAAGAACGCAUGGAGAGAGAGCUGGAGACAAAAAACAGAGAGACAGAGGAACUGAGGGCUGCUAAGGAGGAGCUGGAGAGAGGGUUGGAGAAGGCUCAGCUGGAUAGAAAAGAGGAAGAUGAAAGACAGAAAUACAGAAUAGAACAGCUGGAGAAAGGACUGAGAGAGGAAGCAGAGAAGCAAACGAAACAGGUGGAUGACCUUCAGGCGCAGCUGGAAGCUUCUCGGCAGAGAGAGUUCUGCCUUGAACUAAAGAGUGCAGAAACAGAGGAGGAGAAAGAGAGGAUGCAGUCUCUGCUAGUGGAGAUGGAGAAACAAAAAACCUGUCUGCAGGCUUCUCUGGAGGAGUGGCAGACAGAAGGAGAGAGGCUCCGCUCUCAUGGAGAAGAGUGGGAGAAAGAGAGAAAUAAUCUGAGGAACAAUAUUGAGGCUUUGGAAGAAGAAAUGAAUUGUCUUAAAACACUCAUAAAAAUGAAAGAGACAGAGAGAGAAGUGUUGGAGAAGGAGGCUGAGCAGAGACAGGCCUCAGAAAAAGAAAUUUCGUCUGUUAUUGCGGAGAAAGAACAGAUUGAAGAAGAGAAUAGACGGCUGGCAGACGAUAAAGAGAAACUGCACUUGACCCUAGUUUCAGUUGAACAAGAGAGAGACAAUCUGCAUUGCACUCUUGCAUCAGUAGAACAAGAAAAAGGAAGACUAGAGCUGGAGAGGGGGGUGUUAGCUGAUGAGAAAGAGAAGCUUCAGUCGAGCCUUUUGUUGAUAGAAAAGGAGAAACAUGACAUGCAACAAUCUCUUUCUUCAUUAAAGGAAGAGAGGGAGUCAAUAAAGGAGAAGAAACAGGAGCUAGAGGCUGAAAAGCAGGAAUGGCAGUCAUCCCUUUCUGUGAUUGAAGCAGAGAAAAAUAACCUUUCUUCAGCUCUUUCUUCACUGGAACAAGAGAAACAAAGAGCAGAAGAAGAGAAAGAGAAACUCAGAGAAGAACAAGAGACUCUUCAGUCUACAGUUGCCUCUAUGGAGAGAGAGUUGAAGACAUGCAAGCUGUCUGCCACACAGCUCAAUGUGCAGGUGUCUGAGCUAACAUCUCAGGCUGCUCGUGUGUCUAAAGAGAGAGACUCUGCACUGAGUAAGAUGAGUCUUUGGAUGAAGACCUGCAAACAGCUGGAGCAGGAGAAGCGAGAGAUGUUAAACAGCUCAGGCAACGCAAAGAGCAGCGAGGAGGCGCAGUCUGAGCUGGACCGGCUGAAGAUGGAGGCAGAGACAAGAGAGAAGGAAGUGGAAGACCUGAAGACUGCCCUGCAGCAGAAGAUGGUGGAGGCAGAAGAAAAAACUAAGGCGGUGAACAAACUUGAGGCUGCUCUCGAGGGAAGGAAGAAGGAGUUAGAGGAGAGAAACGCAGAGCUGGAGGAGAUGAAGAGUGACUUAGAUGAACUGAACAAACUCAUGGAGGAGAAAAGCAGGGAAGCGGACGAGAGCAUGGAUAAAUACUGCAGCCUGAUGGUUAAAGUCCACAAACUGGAAGAGACCAAUGAUGCACUGACAACACAGCUGGAGCAGCUCACUGCUAGCCAACGUGCUAACGAAGCUAACAUCCACUCGAGCAGCACUGACAAUACUCGUCGCCGUCGCUCAGGAAGGAAGUCUUCCUCCAAACACCUGGAAGAAAAACUGGAUGACAACACUGAGAACAUGGCUCCUUCAACACCUCAGAGGUCUCCUCUGGGGUCAUCGUCAGCGAAACGGGGUCAUCGUGACAUCAGUGAUAAAGACAGUGCCCAGGAGGCCCUGCACAACCUGACAAAGAAGAUCAAGGCCAAUGCAGCGACAACACCCAAACCGAGAACUGAAGAGGACGACGAGGAGUUCAGACCAGAGGGACUUCCUGAGCUGGUGCAGAAAGGCUUUGCUGAUAUUCCUCUGGGCGAGGCCAGUCCGUUCAUCAUGAGGAGAACCACAGUGAAGCGCUGCAGUCCUCGACUGGCUGCCAAACAGACUGUUUCCACAUCUGCACCUGAUGGGAAGGUUUUGGGGCCCAUACCCUUCCAGAGUCCCUCUGUGGACAGCUCCAACAGGGAAUGCCGCUCCCCGAGUGGUGUGGAGAAACAACAAGUAGACAACUGUCAAGUCCAGUAGAUUAAUGUACACACACACACACACACACACACAGUUCUGUACUGGUGAUUAAUUUGUAGAAAUAUACACAUGCAAACUCAUAUACACAAAAUACUAACAUUACACUUUUUUUUUAAAUGACACAUUGAACUUUUUAAAUGACACAUUGAACUUUAAGUAAAUACAUUCACCCUUAAAGUUUUUAACACUUAAGAUGCACCUUUUUGUCUUUCUUUUUGGGGUGUGUGUGUUUGUCUGUGUCUGUGUCUUUCUUUGAGGACUGCAAAAGGCACAGCUACACUUUACCUGCCAUUCUCUUCAUGCUAAACUAGUUUAAAAGUUAGUCAUCAGCAAUAAAAUAAAUCACGACCCAGAUUAAGACAAUAGGGCAGAUUAAAGAGGAAAAAUCAUCAAAAAUCCCCAAAUGCUGAUUUUCAUCACAGCACUACUUUUCAUGAUGUUCCCUUUAUAAGUGUGUUUCAGAAUCAAUGAAACUACGAUUGUUUUGUGACGCCUCUGAAUGUAAACGUCAUGUCUUCACUCUCAAUCAGUUUGUCUUUGUCACUGACCCUCCCGUUGUACUUUUUUUUCGUACUGUUCUUGUUCUGCAUAUGUGUGUUAGAGAAACUGAACAUUGUAAAUAGCAGAUUAUAUAUAACAGCCUUGCGUCAUCCACCUUUCACUCCUGUAUUUCACCACCUAAUCGCUAAUGGCAGCUAACCAAGAUUUUAUAGAUUUUUCUUUUCGGUUUCAUUUAUUGUGGAUGUUUUUGUAGUUUAAGUCAAGAAAUAUUUCAUUGAAUUUUUUUCCUUUCUUAAUCUGUGCAGCAAAUGUUGAAAACACAUCUGCAUUUUAUAGAUUUGUUUUUUUAUUCAGCUAAAUUUUUUUGAUUGUUGUAAAUAUUUGAUGCCCUUUUUUAUACUAAACCUUUACUGCUUCA